Molecule: messenger RNA, 1231 nt
Organism: Eremomyces bilateralis CBS 781.70
Lineage: Eukaryota; Fungi; Ascomycota; Dothideomycetes; Eremomycetales; Eremomycetaceae
Product: 40S ribosomal protein S4-A
Exons: 5
Coding region: 1-789 (262 amino acids)
Biological process (GO): translation
Cellular component (GO): ribosome; cytosolic small ribosomal subunit
Molecular function (GO): structural constituent of ribosome; RNA binding
Source: RefSeq, a predicted model, not a curated record
AUGGGCCGUGGACCGAAGAAACACCAGAAGCGCCUCAGCGCGCCAUCGCAUUGGCUGCUCGACAAACUCUCCGGAGCCUAUGCCCCGAAGGCUUCUCCGGGUCCUCACAAGACUCGGGAAUGCAUGCCGCUCAUCGUCUUCAUCCGUAACCGCCUGAAGUAUGCCUUGAACGGACGCGAAACGAAAUCGAUCCUCAUGCAACGCUUGGUCAAGGUCGAUGGCAAGGUCCGAACCGAUGCGACCUACCCUGCCGGCUACAUGGACGUCAUUUCCAUCGAGAAGACUGACGAACAUUUCCGCCUCGUCUACGACACCAAGGGCCGAUUCACUGUCCACCGCAUCACGGAGGAGGAGGCCGAGUACAAGCUGUGCAAGGUCAAGCGCGUGCAGUUGGGCAAGGGUGGAAUCCCAUUCUUGGUUACGCACGAUGCUCGAACGAUCCGGUACCCUGACCCGCUCAUCACGGUCAACGAUACCGUCAAGGUCGAUCUCUCCACGGGAAAGAUCACCGACUUUAUCAAGUUCGAUUCCGGUGUGAUCGCCAUGGCCACCGGUGGUCGCAAUAUGGGUCGUGUUGGUGUCAUCACCAGCCGUGAACGUCACGAUGGUGGCUUCAACAUCGUCCACAUCAAGGAUGCCGUCGAUAACGAGUUCGCUACUCGUGAGAGCAACGUCUUCGUCAUCGGCCAGGAGAAGCCGUGGGUCAGCCUGCCGAAGGGCAAGGGUGUCAAGCUUUCCAUCGCCGAGGAGCGAGAUCGCCGUCGGGCCUUUGCCGUCUCCGGACAUUAAGCUCCGUUUCAGACGCGGGGAGGAAUCAGAACGCUCACGGGGAUGGAGGGAUUGGUUGAGCGUCACUAUCGCACUUUGCAUCUUGCAUCAGCCAAUACAAACGGCGUUCAAAACGGAGAGUUUCAUGAGCUAUGGUCGCGUGCCUAUGUCGCCCGCUCUCAAAGUGUAUCUUAGCCUUUAAGGCAGUAGGCGAAGGAAAGAAGGGCAGCAAUUCAAGCUUACGUUCUAUGAACGGAAAAUAUCAACCAUCAACGCUUGCAACUAUUGUGGAGUAGGUUUGACUUGUAUGACACCAAAGUCUCCCUGUGCUGCCUUCUGUUGCUGAACUUUUACGUACCACUGUUGGAUUGGCCAGACCUCAACGUGCAAGGCGACAAGAAAGAAUUGCUAUCCCAAGGAAGUUAUAAGACCAAUUCUAAGCAACGUACAUCGCUAUUUCCUC